GACUGACUUUAUGGACAAACAUAAACCUUUCGAAUAAGAUUGUCAAACACAACCAUCUCUGUCUCUCCGUGGACAAAACCCUUCUUCAUAAAGGUUCAGUCUUUUAGUAUUCCAACGACCAUAAAACCCUCCCCUAACCAAUCUAUUUCUCUCUUCCUUUCCACGACUCUUUCUCAUUUCAACAAUGGCCUCAACGCCUCCUCACUGGUCCCUCUUCACCGCCACCACCAGCAACCAACGUCAGACCCGUCAACAACCCAACCACCGUCAAUGGCUUCCACCGCGUGUCUCUUCCUCCCCUCGCGGCUCCCGCUCCCUCUCCUCACCAUCCCCUGUCGCUGCUUCCCAUCGAAAGCUUCCAACUUUCUCUCCUCUCCUAACCCCAAACUCCGCUCCUCUCUCCUCCGAUUUCUCCGGCCGUCGAUCGACCCGGUUCGUCUCCAAGAUGCAUUUCAACCGACCCAAAACCACAACCUCCGCUUCUCGCCACUCCACCGCCGCCGAACACGCACUCCAUACCCUCACCGCAUUCUCCGGCUCCGACAACGACGAGACGUUCCAGACCCUAAUCUCCACCCUCGAGCCAACCCUCCGCUCCUCCGACGACUACACUUUCCUACUCCGGGAGCUAGGGAACCGAGGCGAGUGCCACAAAGCCCUCCUCUUCUACAACUUCUCCAUCCAGCGAGAGAGGAGAAACAACGAGCGAGGGAAGCUAGCUAGCGCCAUGAUAGGCACUCUCGGUAGACUAGGCAAAGCAGACAUCGCUAAAACCGUCUUCGAAAGCGCUUUAUCAGGUGGAUACGGGAACACCGUCUACGCCUUCUCCGCUUUAAUAAGCGCUUAUGGAAGAAGCGGGCUCCACGAGGAAGCUAUUAGUGUCUUUAACUCCAUGAGAAGCUACAACUUGAGGCCUAACUUGGUCACCUACAACGCCGUCAUCGACGCGUGCGGUAAAGGAGGGAUGGAGUUCAGCAGAGUGGUUGAGUUUUUGGAAGAGAUGGAGAGGAACGGUGUGCAGCCGGAUAGGAUCACUUUCAACUCUCUGCUCGGUGUGUGCAGCAGAGGAGGUUUGUGGGAGGUAGCUAGGAGUCUCUUCGACGAGAUGGUGCAUAGGAAGAUCGAGGGUGAUGUGUUCUCUUACAAUACUCUUUUGGACGCCCUCUGCAAAGGAGGACAGAUGGAUCUCUCUUUCGAUGUUCUUGCUCAGAUGCGCGGCAAGAGGAUCAUGCCUAACGUUGUGAGUUACAGCACCGUGAUCGAUGGGUUUGCCAAGGCAGGGAGAUUCGAGGAAGCUCUCAGCUUGUUCGAUGAGAUGAGGUAUCUCGGUAUUGCCUUGGAUAGAGUCUCUUACAAUACUUUGCUUUCGAUUUAUACUAAAGCUGGUAGAGACGAAGAAGCGUUGGAUGUUCUUAGAGAGAUGGCCUCUGCUGGGAUCAAGAAGGAUGUUGUGACUUACAAUGCUCUUCUUGGAGGGUAUGGGAAGCAAGGGAAGUACGUAGAAGUGAAGAGCGUUUUCGACGAGAUGAAAAGGGAGCGUGUCUUGCCUAAUCUACUGACUUAUUCGACGUUGAUCGAUGUGUAUUCGAAAGGGGGUUUGUACAGGGAGGCGAUGGAGGUGUUCAGGGAGUUUAAGAGCGUUGGUUUGAGAGCUGACGUUGUGUUGUACAGUGCGUUGAUCGAUGCAUUGUGCAAGAAUGGGUUGGUUGGUUCUGCUGUUUGUUUGAUAGAUGAGAUGAGUAAGGAAGGGAUUAGUCCUAACGUCGUGACUUAUAAUUCUAUCAUUGAUGCCUUUGGUCGGUCUGCAACCACUAGAGAUGGUUGUAGCUUAGGAGUGGGACCUUCUUCUUCUUUUUCUUUAAGUACAUUGAGUGGAACAGAGGAUAACCGUGUAAUAGAGAUAUUUGAGCAGUUGACCAUUGAGAGUAGUACUAACAGAAAGAAGAAAGAUUGUGAUGAGGGUAUGCAUGAGCUCUUCAGUAUAUUAGAAGUUAUCCGCAAAAUGCAUCAGCUGCAAAUCAAACCAAAUGUAGUAACCUUUUCAGCUAUUCUGAACGCUUGCAGUCGGUGCAAUUCAUUUGAAGAUGCAUCAAUGCUGCUAGAGGAGCUCAGGGUGUUUGAUAAUCAGGUGUAUGGUGUUGUUCAUGGACUUCUCAUGGGACAUAGAGAGAAUGUGUGGCGUCAAGCUCAGAGCUUAUUCGACAAAGUAAAGGAAAUGGAUGGUUCUACCGCUUCUGCUUUCUACAAUGCUCUUACAGAUAUGCUCUGGCACUUUGGUCAGAAACGAGGGGCGCAACUGGUGGCGCUUGAGGGAAGAUCUAGACAAGUUUGGGAGAACGUGUGGUCGACUUCGUGCUUGGACUUACACCUUAUGUCUUCUGGUGCUGCAAGUUCAAUGGUUCACGCUUGGUUGCUAAACAUUCGCUCCAUUGUGUAUGAAGGUCAUGAGCUACCUAAAGUCAUGAGCAUAUUAACUGGUUGGGGAAAACACAGCAAAGUGGUUGGAGACGGAGCGCUAAGGCCAGCGGUUGAUGCGCUUUUGAGGGAGAUGGACGCACCGUUCUACCUCUCGAAAUGCAACAUGGGACGGUUCACAUCAAACGGUUCGGUUGUAUCAACUUGGCUGCGUGAAUCUGCUACACUCAAACUCUUAACCCUCCAUGAUCAAUUAACCGUCAAAGCUAACUCAACAAUGAGAUCAAGAGACCAACAAGAACAAACCUCUCUGACGUUGCAGUCUCUGCUUCUGUAGCUCAACUCUGUUAUGUAAACUAUUUAUGACCAUCAGAUGUGUGUUUUGUCCCCAAUAGUGGUGGGGAUUAUGUGCUAAUAUCUUGUAACAAAAAAACACCAACUACUUAUGUGGACAUGGUUUUUAUUCAACCAGAUAAUGACGAAUCAAAUUUCGGACUAA
This is a messenger RNA of Raphanus sativus (radish), 2914 nucleotides long. Its product is annotated as pentatricopeptide repeat-containing protein GUN1, chloroplastic. NCBI's taxonomy places the organism in Eukaryota, Viridiplantae, Streptophyta, Magnoliopsida, Brassicales, Brassicaceae. The record is from RefSeq and is a predicted model, not a curated record. Gene Ontology annotation, molecular function: protein binding. Gene Ontology annotation, cellular component: chloroplast. The transcript is spliced from 4 exons. The coding region runs from base 185 to 2752 and encodes 855 amino acids.